Photinus pyralis (common eastern firefly) is the source of this 798-nucleotide messenger RNA. RefSeq lists its product as uncharacterized. Bases 6 to 512 code for a protein of 168 amino acids. The record is from RefSeq and is a predicted model, not a curated record. The transcript is spliced from 3 exons. Lineage: Eukaryota; Metazoa; Arthropoda; Insecta; Coleoptera; Lampyridae.
GGAAAAUGUGGACUUUGGUUCUGGUGUGCCUAGCCUUUGGGUUACAAGCUGAUGGUGGCGAAAUGAAUCUCGAGCGGUACCUACGAAUUCACGACCAGUUCUUUGGGCAGCCUCAGAACUAUCAAGGCAUUGAUAGGUCAGAAACACAGCCAAUGGGGCUGAGUCGAUAUUACCAGGAGCCUCACAUCGAGGUGCAGAAGAAGAAUGGCGAUAUUCAUUACCACAAGCACGAGCACGUUCACGACCAUCAGCAUAAACAGGGGCACAUGCACAAGCAUGAGCAAAUCCAUGAGCACAAGCACGAUCAUCAGCAAAAGCAUGCGCACGAUCAUCACGAGGAGAAUAACCAUGGCCACAAGCACAGCCAUGACCAUCACCAAGAGCACAAACACGGGCACGACCAUGGACACGAGCACAAGCACGAGGAGUGGGGGAAGCACAGUCACAAACACGAGCACGGUCAUAAACAUCAAGCGAACGCAAAUCACAAGCACAAAUACUACAAACAUUAAAUGAAAAGGUCGAUGACGUUUCCAAAGAUUUUUAGCUUAAAAAAACGGCACAGAAGUGCUCAUUUAUAAUUACGCGAAGAAACACACCCAUUCUCCUUUAUUAGACAGUCGCGUAAUACGGCGCCAAGUUUCAUCCACUUCCUUUUUUGAUUAUUAUCCCAAUAAGGAACGAAUCGCCGCGCCGUUCGACUUUUAUCUCAGAAAAACUGCAUCUGUCACGGACUAAUUUAAUUUGUUGAAUUGCGACACGAGUUUGUUUUUGUUGUUAUAAUAGUUAUAAAAUUCU